AUGACCAGAGGCCUAGGUAGACAUUUAUCAAGAACAAAAGCUCACAGAGAUGCGCUCUUAAGAAAUAUGGCUACACAGCUGUUGCAGCAUGGAACUAUCAUGUCGACCACUCCAAAACUUAAGGAAACACAAAAAUACGUAGAAAGAAUCAUCACUAUCGCUAAACAUGGUGUGCAAAAUGGUACUCCACAGAAGAGUAUUCCAGAACUACAAAGUAGACUAUACCUAUCUGGUGACAACUCAAAUCUAUUAAAGAAGUUGUUUGAAGAGAUAGUUCCAAGAUACAUAUCCAGAGAUGGAGGAUACACUCGUGUGAUGAAGGUUGAACCAAGACUCAGUGACAGAGCUCCUCAAGGAAUUCUUGAGCUUGUGGACGCGCCAGUCCAAUCCAGCGAUGGCCAGCUAUUAAAAGGAAAUAUGAAGCUAUGGCUUUUGACCAAAAAUUGCAUGCAACAAAUAGAAGAAGAGGGUCAAAAAUUAACUCCAAACACAGUAAAGAACUUGAAGAAAAUGACACAUAACAAGUCGGUAGACGAAUUGAUGACUGAUAUUGGCGUUGUAAGAAAAUAUUUAAUUGAGGCCGCAGAACCGGAAGGUGAAUUCAACGAAGAGAAACACAAGGCCUUCUUGGAGACUGUCAAGAAUGAAAUACUGAACUUCAGUGCUCCAAAGCAGGAACAAUUGGGAUACAAAUUCGUAGAAAGGCCAACUCAACAGUAG
Molecule: messenger RNA, 720 nt
Organism: Kluyveromyces marxianus DMKU3-1042
Lineage: Eukaryota; Fungi; Ascomycota; Saccharomycetes; Saccharomycetales; Saccharomycetaceae
Gene: MRPL8
Product: mitochondrial 54S ribosomal protein bL17m
Exons: 1
Coding region: 1-720 (239 amino acids)
Biological process (GO): translation
Cellular component (GO): ribosome; mitochondrial large ribosomal subunit
Molecular function (GO): structural constituent of ribosome
Source: RefSeq, a predicted model, not a curated record